AUGUCGGACAAGAAGAACGACGAAUACGUCGUCCAGAUGCCCAAGAGCAGCCCGGCUUAUGGCGGCGAGAAGGACUCCUUCCUCGGACGAGGCCCGUCGCACCGUCAUGGUGGCCAGGCCAGCGCCCUCGCAUCCAAGAUCGAACACAGCCCUCCUCUAUCCAUCCUCGCCUACUGUGUCGCAUCCAUCAGUAUGACGGUUGUGAACAAAUAUGUCGUGUCGGGGAGCGACUGGAACCUGAACUUCUUCUACCUGGCUAUCCAGAACGCUGUGUGCACCCUUGCCAUCUUGCUCUGCAAGCAGGCCGGCCUGAUUAAGGGUCUUUCACCUUUCGACAUUGACAAGGCCAGGAAAUGGUUUCCCAUCUCGCUUCUCCUUGUCGGCAUGAUCUAUACCGGCACCAAGGCCUUGCAGUUCCUCUCGGUCCCUGUCUACACGAUCUUCAAGAACCUGACCAUCAUCGUGAUCGCCUACGGCGAGGUUCUCUGGUUCGGCGGCAGCGUCACUCCCCUGACCCUGCUGUCCUUCGCCCUUAUGGUUCUCAGUUCUGUUGUGGCAGCCUGGGCUGAUAUCCAGGCGGCCAUCAACAGCUCUGGCCUGGCGACCGACACCACUGCCGCCAUCUCGACUCUCAACGCCGGUUACGCCUGGAUGGGUAUCAAUGUGUUCUGCUCGGCCACCUACCUCUUGGGUAUGCGCAAGAUCAUCAAGAAGAUGAACUUCAAGGACUGGGACACCAUGUUCUACAACAACUCCCUCACGAUCCCCGUCCUCGCUAUCUGCACUCUGCUCUUCGAGGAUUGGUCGCACGCGAACCUGGUCAGGAACUUCCCUCCCGAGACCCGCAACAACCUGAUGAUCGGAAUGGUCUACUCUGGCCUGGGUGCUAUCCUGAUCUCGUACUGCUCUGCCUGGUGCAUUCGAGUCACCUCGUCGACUACCUACUCCAUGGUCGGUGCCCUCAACAAGCUCCCCAUUGCCCUCAGCGGCCUCAUCUUCUUUGACGCCGCUGUGACUUUUGGCAGUGUGUCUGCUAUCAUCAUUGGCUUUGUCAGUGGUAUCGUCUAUGCCUGGGCCAAGGUCCGACAGACGGAGCAGAACAGGAACAGCUUGCCUACGCAGCAGCCUGUUAUGAGCGCUAGCUCGCAGAGCAACAAGGAUGCCAGCAACUCAUAG
This is a messenger RNA of Thyridium curvatum, 1176 nucleotides long. RefSeq lists its product as uncharacterized. The record is from RefSeq and is a predicted model, not a curated record. Gene Ontology annotation, cellular component: Golgi apparatus. NCBI's taxonomy places the organism in Eukaryota, Fungi, Ascomycota, Sordariomycetes, Thyridiales, Thyridiaceae. Gene Ontology annotation, molecular function: GDP-mannose transmembrane transporter activity; antiporter activity. The transcript is spliced from 4 exons. The coding region runs from base 1 to 1176 and encodes 391 amino acids.